This is a messenger RNA of Hypoxylon trugodes, 1188 nucleotides long. Its product is annotated as ATP synthase F1 gamma. Gene Ontology annotation, molecular function: proton-transporting ATP synthase activity, rotational mechanism. NCBI's taxonomy places the organism in Eukaryota, Fungi, Ascomycota, Sordariomycetes, Xylariales, Hypoxylaceae. The record is from RefSeq and is a predicted model, not a curated record. The coding region runs from base 140 to 1048 and encodes 302 amino acids. Gene Ontology annotation, biological process: proton motive force-driven ATP synthesis. The transcript has 3 exons.
GAAAGAAGAUUGAAGGAAGAACAAUUGAAUCUCAUCAAUCAAACUAAUUUGAUCCGAGUCACCAAUUGAUUGCGCAUCCCAUCGCGGUCAAUUUGUACUAAGGCUCAGGAUAAGACUCACCCUUUUAACUUCUCUCAAUAUGCUUUCAAGGGCAGCAAGACCCGCUCUGAGAGCUGGGGCUGCGGCUAUUCCUGCUCGCACCGCCAACAAUGGAGCAGCAGCCGGCUAUGCUACCCUCCGAGAAAUCGAGGGCCGACUAAAGUCCAUUAAGAACAUCGAGAAGAUCACGAACACAAUGAAGAUCGUCGCUUCCACCAAGCUUACCCGCGCCCAACGAGCCAUGAACGACUCCCGAAAGUACGGUCAGACCUCCAACGAAGUCUUCGAAUCCGCCGAGACCAAGCCCCUCGAAGGUGAGGGUAAGAAGACUCUCUACGUCGUCUGCAGCUCCGACAAGGGUCUUUGCGGUGGUGUUCACUCCGGUCUCUCUCGUUACAUGCGCCGAAACCUAGGACCCAACCACCAGCCUGCCGACCUCGUCCUCAUCGGUGAGAAGUCAAGGGCCCAGCUAAGUCGUACCAAUGCCAAGGACAUCGUCCUUAGCUUCGCCGGUGUUGGAAAGGAUAUCCCGACCUUCGCCGACGCCCAGGCUAUCGCCGACCAAAUCAGCCAGCUCCCCGGCGAUUACUCCGACAUCAAGAUCGUCCACAACAAGUUCAUCAACGCCACCAGCUACGAACCCAUCGUCGUCGAGGCUUUCUCCGAGGAGGCUAUCGCCAACUCACCCAACUUCUCCGCUUUCGAGGUCGAUGAGGAGCUCCUCUCUAACCUACGGGAAUACGCUCUUGCUAACUCUCUCUACUGGGCCCUGGCUGAAGGCCACGCCUGUGAGAUCUCUGCCCGACAACAGGCUAUGGAUAACGCCUCCAAGAACGCCGGUGAGAUGAUCAACAAGUACCAGAUUCUUUUCAACCGUACCCGUCAAGCCGUCAUUACGGGAGAACUGGUCGAAAUUAUUACCGGUGCCACCGCCUCGGAGGAUAUGUAAAGUGGUUGAUAGAUAGAAAAAUUAGAUGGGGUGUGGUGAAUAAUCCAAUCGCAUCUUCCCUUUGUAUCAAAGUACCCUAAGCAAAACCUCGGCGUUGCUGCCUUGGAUGUACCAAUUCCUCAAUAAAUUAGUUACUCAGA